Messenger RNA from Quercus robur (English oak), 5572 nucleotides. RefSeq lists its product as uncharacterized. Gene Ontology annotation, biological process: negative regulation of DNA-templated transcription. Gene Ontology annotation, molecular function: DNA binding; transcription corepressor activity. The transcript has 9 exons. NCBI's taxonomy places the organism in Eukaryota, Viridiplantae, Streptophyta, Magnoliopsida, Fagales, Fagaceae. Bases 362 to 4993 code for a protein of 1543 amino acids. The record is from RefSeq and is a predicted model, not a curated record.
AAAAAAAAAAAAAAAAAAACAGCUCCUUCAUAUAAACCUUGAAAAUCCCCAAACUCUCUCUCUUUCUAAACCCAUAUUUCUCUCUUUCUCUCUCUAAAAUCUCAAGAUUACAUAGAGGCUAUGUUCCUUCGACGACAAAUGCAUCGUACGACGUCGUUGCGUCGUAGGAUUUCUCAGUUUCCGCUACAUUGUUUCAGGGUUUGAUUAGCUAUUCAGAGAAGCGCUUCAGAAUUUUUUGAUUGUUUGAAUGCGUGUGGUUUGCUUGUUGAUUGAAUCAAUGGGGUUUUUGUUUGGAACCAAGUGAAGCUAUUUUUUUUUUUUUGGUUAAACGAAUUUGUUUGGGAUUAGGGUUUUGUAAGAGAUGAGGGAGGGUUUAAGAUCUGGGAAGCAAUUGGUGAAUCAGGGGAAAGAUAAGGUUUCUCCUAGGAAAAUUGUUGAGAAUGAAGUGAAAGUUAAGGUUUCUCCUAGGAAAACUGCUGAGAAUGAAAUGGAGGAGACGGGUUCGGGUUCUGGUUUGGAUGGUGAGGGUGAGGAAAACCCGCAUUUGGUUUCUGGAGAUGUGGAGACUGAGAGGGAGUCAGUGGUGGUGGAAAUUGAGGAAAGUAAAGUUGUGUUGGUGAAGGAAGAGUGUGUUGAGGAUGGUGAGGUGGGUGAGAGGGAAGGUGUUGGGUUGGUUAAGAAUGGGAGGAAACGGAGGAGGGCCAUUGGUGGUGAAGAGAGUAAACUUGGUGGUGUUAUGAAGAAGAAAGUGAAGGAAGAAGAGGAUUCGGAUUGUAAAGUGCAGAUUGGUGUUCGGGUUUUGAGGUCGAGGUCUGUGGGGAAAAUUCAAGGUGAUGAGGAAGGUGAUAAGGGUGAGGCUGAAGGUGGUUUUGUUGGGAAAGGUGGACAGAGUGACGGGUGUGAGAAGGAAAAGGUUAAGGUGGAAAAGGAAGAGAGUGAUCAACCGGUUGUUGGGGUGAGGAAGAGGAAGUUGAAAAAGAAGCGUGGGAGACCCCCCAUGGUGAAAAAAGAUGAGGUUGAUUUAAGGGUUGGUAGGAUAAGGACGAAUUUGAAACGUAAGCGUGGAAGACCACCAAAGGCAGAAAAUGAAGAGGGUGAUCAAGCGGUUCGUAGGUUGAGAAAGAAGUUGAAACGUGGGCGGGGGAGACCCCCAAAGUUGGAGGAAAGCAAUGAGAGUAUGAAGGCUGAGCCUCGUAAGGAAGGAAGGGUGGGUGGGUCAAAGAAAGGUGAGAAGGGUUUAAAGCUGAGACACAGGUGGAAGAGGAAUGCAUCUACUGAUAGCUCACGCUUGGAAAAGAGAAUUAUUGAGAAAGAAUUGAAUGCUAGGAGGUUUUCACCUUCCAAGAAGAAUACACGUGGGAAAGAUUUAGAGAAUGAGGACAAGGCCUCAUUAGAGCCAAAAUCAGACAUGGUGAAUGCAUCUAGUACCAGGAGAACUAUAAGAGAAGGAGGGAAAGCUAAACAAGAUGAUGGUAUAUCUACGGAAAAGCAGUUAGUAAGAGAGAAAAUAACAAAACUACUUUUUAGUGCAGGCUGGACAGUUGAAUAUAGGCCCAGGAAUACCAAAGAAUACCUUGAUGCGGUUUAUAUUAGUCCAGAUGGGAAGACUCACUGGUCAGUUACCUUGGCUUACAGAGUGCUUAAAGAGCGUUAUGAAGCUGGUAAUGGUGAAUCUAAGACUUAUAAGGCUGGUUUCAUAUUUACUCCUAUACCAGAUGAGGAAUUCAGCAUGCUAAAAAGGAUAGUUUCUAAAACAAGGGUGGACAAAAACAAAAGGAAGAAGAAGCACAAGGGUGGAAAUAAGACUGGAGUUGUUGAAAAGAAAAGGCACAAGGAAAAACAAAAUUCUGUCCUGAGUCCAGGGAGUAAGUCAAUGAAGGGGAAAGGGAAAUCUUUGCUUUGUGAGCAGGAUUACUCAGAUGGUACAUCACAAGACGUAAUGCAGGUAUCAGUCAGGGACCAUAAGCGGCGAAAAACGCAAAAUAAAAAGCGAUGUGCUUUGUUGGUUCGCAACACUAUGGAGGGGGUGGAUUCGGAUGUUAAUGGUUAUAUACCAUAUAAUGGGAAACGUUCCGUGUUGUCCUGGAUGAUUGAUUUGGGGACAGUACCACUGAAUGGGAAGGUGCAGUACAUGAAUCAGAGAAGGAAAAGUGUAAAGUUUGAGGGUAGGAUUACAAGAGAUGGCAUUCAUUGCGACUGCUGUAGUGACAUCAUCCCAAUUUCAAAGUUUGAAGAUCAUGCUGGAAGCAAACUCUGUCAGCCAUUUCAAAAUAUAUUUCUUGAGACAGGAAAUUCCCUUUUGCAAUGCCUGCUAGACUCAUGGAAUAAACAAAAGGAAUCUGAACGUGAAGGGUUCCAUUUCAUAAAUGUUGAUGGUGAAGACCCAAAUGAUGAUACGUGUGGUAUCUGUGGAGAUGGUGGGGACUUAAUCUGUUGUGAUGGUUGCCCAUCAACAUUCCAUCAAAGCUGCUUAGAUAUUAAAAAGUUUCCUUCAGGUGAUUGGCACUGUGUAUAUUGUUCAUGCAAAUUUUGUGGGAUGGUUGGUGGGAAUAUGCGUCAAAGGGAUGAUGCUGAUGAUGUGGCCAUAUCCGCACUACUUACCUGUCGAUUGUGUGAGGAAAAAUUCCACCAACCCUGCAUUCAGGUGAAGGAUGCUAUAAAUGUUGAUUACAAUAGUCUAUCCUUCUGUGGGAAGAAAUGUCAAGAGUUAUUUGAUAGACUAAAGAUGCUUCUUGGGGUCAAACAUGAGCUGGAAGAAGGAUUUUCAUGGACUCUUAUCCAACGGUCAGAUGUUGGGUCAGAUAUUUCUCCUAGUGAAAUUCAUUCGGAGGUUGAAUGGAAUUCUAAGCUAGCUGUUUCUUUUUUCAUAAUGGAUGAGUGCUUCUUACCUGUUGUUGACCAUAGAAGUGGAGUCAAUCUGAUCCAGAAAAUUAUCUACAAUUGUGGGUCAAACUUCACUCGUCUGAAUUAUAGUGGUUUUUUCACUGCAAUACUAGAGAGGGGUGACGAGAUCAUCUCUGCAGCAUCCAUUAGGAUCCAUGGAAACCAAUUAGCAGAGAUGCCAUUCAUUGGUACCCGCCAUAUGUAUAGGCGUCAAGGGAUGUGCCGUCGGCUUCUAAGUGCCAUUGAAUCUGCUCUCUGCUCUCUGAAUGUUGAGAAACUGGUCAUACCUGCUAUCUCCGAACGUAAAGAUAUGUGGACUUCAAUUUUUGGUUUUAAGCCCCUUGAAUUAUCAAGCAAGAAGAAUAUGAGGAACAUGAAUAUGCUGGUGUUCCCUGGUAUAGAUAUGUUGCAAAAACCACUAUCGAAGUGUGAGUUUGCUGAAGACAAUACAAAUUCUGCGCAAGGUUUGAUGUCCACUGAGCUUGUGCCAGCACGUAAUUCUGAUGUGAGAUGUUCUGCUGGGUUUGAUUUGAAUGUUUCUAGUGAGGCUUGUGCACCUCAUGCGAGUGAUACAAAUGAUGAACCUGCUGUACUUGAAUCUGCUUUGCAGCUUCCUGAUGGCUCCCUGAAUGAUACAUCUGACAUAACAACUGAUACUAUUGAUUUACCCAAAUGUGUUACUGAUAUGCAUUGUCAAGCUCAAUUGUGUGUGAUCCAAAAUAAUCUGGAGGAGAGCAAAACUGUUGUGAAACAGCUGGAUUCAGUUUGUGAUGCUAAUGUACCAAAUGGGGAGGUUAGGGAAUAUCAAAUUGCUGCUUCUGGUUCCAUCAUUCCUACUUCUGAUGAGAAGACAAUGGAAUUGGACUCCCAGUCAGACUGUAACUGUAUUUCUGAGGUGGAAAGCAAAACAUUCAUGGUAUCUAUUGGGUCUGAAUCUACUGAUUGUGGCAAAGGAUUUGUCAGUGCUUCUGGGGAGGAUACUGAAAAUGUUGAUUGUGAGAUGAAAAUAGAAGAUAGCACUGUUGAACAGAGAGUCAAUUCUGGUGGUGAGGAUUCUAUAUGCCACUCUGAUGGAUUGAAAGUGUCCGGUGAGAAUGUUGUUUCCCAUGAUCUGGAUGCUACAAGUCAGAUGUCUAUUGAUGCAAGGGACACUAAGCAUCAUGGUUCUCAACAGUUGCAGGUCAUGGGAUGUGUUCUUGAGUUGGAUGAAAGGAUGCUUGACACUCAAGAAGGAAACAAUAGCCAUGCUGCUGCUCAGGAUGUGUCUGGUUCUCAGAUUACUAGCAAUAUCUCAAGUGAUGUAGCUCUCCCAACUUACCCCUCAGUCAACCAAAAAGAACAAAAUGUUGUGAAUGGUUUUCCUGUCGACUGCAGCGUUAGUCCUUCCUGCCAGGGCAAUGGGCUGGAUUCUAAUGGGGCAGAUGUCACUGCUACAGUUGAGGGUAGUUGUCAAUUUUCAUGUGAAGCUUCUAUAAAUCCCACCAUGAAACGUAAUUUCCCGGCUUGCAUGAGUAAUGGAGUUUGCAUGUCCACAGAGGUCACAGUUGGUUCGUGUGAGGUUAAUGUGGAUGGCAUCCAUGAAGAGAAGGAAGCAUCAAAUGUGGCUCAGACUAUUUCUGAUUCUACUGAUCAGGAUGCAAUUCUUGAUAGACCUGAGGUGAAUAACAAAUGUUUAAAGCAAUUUGAAUCCGGUUCACAGUUUGAUCAUAUAGGAGUAACAUGCAUGUCCACAGAGGUCAAAGUUGGUUUGUGUGAGGUUAAUGUGGAUGGCAUCCAUGAAGAGAAAGAAGCAUCAAAUGUGGCUCAGACUAUUUCUGAUUCUACUGAUCAGGAUGUAAUUCUUGAUAGGCCUGAGGUGAAUAACAAAUCUUUAAACCAAUUUGAGUCCGGUUCACAGUUUGAUCACAUAGGAGUAACACAGUGCAAUUCAAAAUCUUCUGAGCAAUCUGAGUCUGAUUUGCAGAAUGAUCAUGCAAGUGUCACACAUUGCAGUUCUGAAUCUAUGUGCAACUUAAACAAUGCUUCUGAUGUGGCUCUUCACUGUGCCUCUAGUGGGGGUAAUUCACGUGGAACCCCUGAGGUAUUUGUUCUAUCAAACCAGGCUAGUUGAUUUCCUCUUGGUUCAUAUGAAGUAGAACACGGGAUUGUGAUGGCAGUUGUUAACACAGGUGCCGGAUGGCCUCGUUUAACCAAUUUUGUAAUUGAUUAUGAUGUGGGCAGAGUUUUUGAUGCUUCGUUGCCUUGGUGUUGCCAGCUUUUUUUGAGAAGGGGAAAGAGGUAGUGUAUGGAUAAGCCCUUGAAAAAUGAAGAUUCUAUGAAUAGGAUAUGUAAAACAUUCCCAUGUAGGGUUUGAAGGGUUUUCAAAGCCAGGGUGCCCCUUGUCCCCCCAACCCUCCUAGCUCAGCCACUGCUUCAUCAUGAUAUGGUAGAGCUUAAGCCGAUGAUUACCAAGAGUUUGUCAAUUCAUUCAUGCUCACCCCCCAAGUUCAGAUAUUUUGAUUUUUUUUUUUUAAUCCCUAAGAAUUACGAGUACAGUUUUAAAUAGCAAUGUAAGAUAUUAGUCUAAUGUAGGGUAGCAAAAUGUCUAUUAGAUCCCUGUGAGGGUGCUGUAUUUUGGGACUCUCCCAUGCUCAUUGUAAAUGGAACAGUGCAUUGCUUAAUCAUGAAUAUAGGGUGUCUUUUUGGGCUA